GGGAACAGGCUCCAAUGCAGUUCAUAUUGGCCGAGUCCUAAACCAUACCAUCGCGAGCACCGUCUCAAGUUGAUGAAGCUCUUGUUUAAACGCCAUUGCAGCUAUCUAGUCUCUAAUCUCAGAAACGCCAGGAAGCCAUCAAUCAAAGAGUCCGAAAUCCUCCAACACUGUAAGUCUGGUGCUCUUCUUGAGGCGCUUAAGCUUCUGAACACUAUUAAUUCUGGUGAUAUCAGUAUCAAACCAAUUCUAUACGCUUCCCUGCUUCAGACUUGUACCAAGGUCAUUUCUUUUGGGCAUGGCAUCCAAAUCCACGCCCAUGUUAUCAAGUCUGGUCUUGAAACGGACCGGUUUGUCGGCAACAGCUUGCUGGCUUUGUAUUUCAAAUUGGGUCCCGAUUUCUCGGAGACUCGGAGAGUGUUUGAUGGUCUUUUUGUGAAGGAUGUGGUGUCAUGGAGUUCAAUGAUUUCUGGAUACAUUCGAGUGGGGAAGCCCCGAAAUGCUUUGCAAUUGUUCUGGGAAAUGCUUGAAUUUGGCGUUGAACCUAAUGGGUUUCCUUUAUCGGCCGUGAUCAAGGCAUGCUCAGAGCUGGGAGAUUUAAAGCGAGGAAGAUGCUUCCAUGGGAUGGUCAUAAGGCGGGGGUUUGAUUCGAAUCAUGUUAUUUCUAGUGCUCUGAUUGAUAUGUAUGGAAGAAACCAUGGUGUGCAGGACGCACGCCGGUUGUUUGAUGAAUUGCCUGAACCAGACGCUAUAUGCUGGACAUCAGUUAUUUCCGCAUUAACAAGGAAUGAUUUGUUUGAGGAAGCUUUGGAGUUUUUUUAUGUUAUGCAUAGAAAUCAUGGGCUAUCCCCAGAUGGAUUUACAUUUGGGACAGUGUUGACAGCUUGUGCUAAUUUGGGGAGGUUGAGGCAGGGCAAAGAAGUUCAUGCUAAAGUUGUUACAUCAGGGCUAUGUGGAAAUGUGGUUGUUGAGAGUAGUCUUGUGGAUAUGUAUGGAAAAUGUGGCUCUAUUGGCGAAUCCAAGAGUGUUUUUGACAGAUUGAGCAAUAAGAAUGCAAUUUCUUGGUCUGCUAUGCUUGGUGUAUACUGUCAAAAUGGAGAAUGUGAAACUGUGAUCAAUCUUGUCAGGGAAAUGAAAGAAGUGGAUCUUUACAGUUUUGGGACUAUCAUUCGAGCAUGUUCAGCUCUGGCAGCUGUAAGACAGGGGAAAGAGGCUCAUUGCCAGUACGUGAGAAGGGGUGGUUGGAGAGAUGUUAUCGUAGAAUCAGCCUUAGUUGAUCUAUAUGCAAAAUGUGGCUGCAUUGAUUUUGCACAUAGAUUGUUCUUACUUAUGCCAGUUAGAAAUCUGAUAACUUGGAACUCGAUGAUUGGUGGGCUUGCUCAGAAUGGAAGAGGGAGAGAAGCGCUUGAGUUAUUUGAGAAGAUGAUCGGAGAGGGGAUGAAGCCUGACUAUAUAACUUUUAUUGCUGUCCUUUUUGCUUGUAGUCAUACAGGUUUGGUUGAUGAAGGUAGAAAGUAUUUUGCUUCAAUGACAAAGGACUAUGGGAUUAAACAAGGAGUUGAGCAUUACACGUGCAUGAUCGAUCUCUUAGGCCGUGCUGAGCUGAUAGAAGAGGCUGAAAACUUGUUAGAAAAUGCAGAUUGUAGAUAUGAUUCAUCACUUUGGGCAGUUCUUCUUGGAGCAUGCACCAAAUGUUCAGACCCUAUCACGGCAGAGCGAAUUGCGAAAAAGAUGAUUGAGCUGGUACCUGAUUACCAUCUAAGUUAUGUUCUUCUGGGUAAUAUUUAUAGAGCAGUAGGCCGAUGGAAUGAUGCUGUGGAGAUCAGGAAGUUAAUGGAAGAUAGAGGGGUUAAGAAGAUGCCUGGUAAGAGCUGGAUUGAAACUGAGUGUCGAUUGGGUUCUAGUCUGCGUUUGCGUAAUAUGAGCAAUGUUGGAAAAGCAGUGUUUCCAUAAAUGAAAUUGAAAGUGGUGGUUGGAUUGUUAAUGGAUGUUUUGGCCAUCUCAAAGGACAUUACUUAAGUAGCUGUGUGGUAUCAAGUUCAACUAGAAGAAUGACAAGUGAACAUUCGUACUUCACGGCAGCAAAUUAUUGACUCUAUAGAAAGCCUACUUUUAGAUGUAAUAAUUUUAAUUGAAAAUUUUGAUGGCAAACGCCUACUUUGUUUUUGUUUU
Messenger RNA from Prosopis cineraria, 2169 nucleotides. RefSeq names its product pentatricopeptide repeat-containing protein At1g03540. Bases 73 to 1950 code for a protein of 625 amino acids. The record is from RefSeq and is a predicted model, not a curated record. Gene Ontology annotation, molecular function: RNA binding; protein binding. Gene Ontology annotation, biological process: RNA modification. Lineage: Eukaryota; Viridiplantae; Streptophyta; Magnoliopsida; Fabales; Fabaceae. The transcript has a single exon.